Molecule: messenger RNA, 1073 nt
Organism: Culex pipiens pallens (northern house mosquito)
Lineage: Eukaryota; Metazoa; Arthropoda; Insecta; Diptera; Culicidae
Product: abnormal spindle-like microcephaly-associated protein homolog
Exons: 4
Coding region: 463-714 (83 amino acids)
Molecular function (GO): protein binding
Source: RefSeq, a predicted model, not a curated record
GCGGCAGCAGCUGAGAGAGUUGUCGCAGUAGGCUGUGUUUGUUUGUCCCGUCGUGCCAUUGUGUGUGUGUUUUGUUUACAUUCACCCAGAGGUGAUUGAAUCGUCGGCGGAGGAAAGUGGAAAAACCUCUAGCAGUUCCUACCCACCGUUUCAUUGGACAGCAGAAUCAGUCCACCGCCUCAACCGAAGCAACAGAAGCUGAGUUUCUCGAUCCGAUCGUGAGUUUUGAUUGAAAGAACGAAUCUGAGGAAAUCAUAUCGCUGGGCAUUCCCAUACUGAAAUUUAUUAGCAAGGACUCGACCGGAAUUGGAUUAUUGCAUGGAACUGUACUCGCUGCCGUCGUCCCAGUUUGAGUAGUUUAACUUUGAGUUUAGCGAUCACAACUACCGGUACCACGAUGACGGUUCGUUAAGUCCGUUGCCAUCGGCGGCGAGCCACUCAAUCCCACAGGAUGCUUCCGUCAUGUUCUCGGAUUCUCCGCCAACGACGCAGGUCUUUAUCGGGUUCCUGCAGACAGGCGCAAACACGUUCAAAAAGGACUUUUAUAACCUCAAACUGACCGAUCGUGAGUAUCGCGUGCUGUACGAAGCGGCCAAGUGCAUUCAGAAGUCGUACAAGGGGCGCAAGAGUCGCAUUACGGAGCAGGACAAGGUGCGAUCGGCGGCCGUCGUCGUCCAGAACUACUACCGGCGGUAUAAACAGCACGCGUACUAACGCCAGAUGUCCAAGGCGGCCGUCAAAAAAGUCCCAAACCGGUGGAGGUCACUAGGCUGUCACGUAUGGCGUGAGCGGCGCAGUGGACAGUUUUUCGGAGGGGCGUCCAGGUCGACGGAGCGUUACUGCAAGAAGCAGCAUUCGCCUCAGCAGCAGCAUCACAUGAACAAUCAGGAUGGUUCCUCGAAGGAACCGAGCCCGUCGAAACCGUUUUGGUGAGUGGUGCAGGACUUCAUGUAGGUUGUAUGAGACUUAGGGGAUCUUUUUUUGCUAACGAACUUAUUUGCAGCGAACUCAGAAUCAAGCCGCAAGGAAAAUUUAAUAAUUUAUUAUGAGACAAUCGAUUAAUAUAUCAUUAA